GUUCCGCUCUCAUAUUUCAGCCGUUCUUACCGUUAUUAUGAUUAUAUAUUGUUGUGGUUCAUGUCAGAAGCACCUGAAUAAAAUAAGAAUAAUUGAUUGAUCCUGAUUUCAGGUUGGAACCAACUGCACCAGAAAAUUUCUGUCGCCAUGGGAAUAUCCGACGAACCGUGAAGACGCGGAGCACAAGCCUUCAGUACUGGAGAAUUGAAUUUCGAAACAUCGUCAACAUAGAGCAUACCGGUACCGUACAUGACCAGCGAUUGGCGAACGCUGAGGAAUAGUACAUUUGAAUUUAGGGCAAGAAAUAUAUGGUACCGCGGAUAGCGUUAAUCCCGCAUCUCGUUUUAGUACGGUUAUUAUCAUACUAUGUCAAAUGCAACAAAGGAAUUCUCAGUAGACGUUCUUUUAAAAGAAACAAAUGAAGUUUUCACGGUUAAAAAUGUCACCGUUCAGAUGACCGUUGAAACACUGAAAGUCAAUUUGGAAAUUAUUGCAGGAAUACCAAAACCUUUACAAAGGUUGAUGUACUUGGACGAAGGUGACAUGGAGGAUAAUAGCACUCUUCAACAUCACGACAUUGUUUCAGGAGCCAAAAUUACAAUGAAAAUAUGGCGAACAUGGAUGCACUUGAUUCAAGCUUGUGUCAAAGGUGAACUCAGAGAGGUGAUGAAAUUAGGAGUAACACCAGACAGUGAAUAUCAAGAUCCAAAUUCUAAUUUUAUGGGUAAAGAACGAAGGAUUGAUUGGUUUUUUGAACGACAAUCUGUGGCAUUAUAUGUAUCUGCUCAUCGGGGUCGAGUUGAUAUUAUGAAGAAAUUAAUUUCAAAAGGUGCUGAUGUGUCCAAAGCAACAAAAUGUGGUAGGACUGCAUUGCAUGUAGCAGCAGCUUCAGGACAAGAUGCAUGUGUUGAUUUGUUAUUAUCAUAUGGUGCAGGUGAACUGAUCAAAUCAGAAGACAAUUUUGGAAAAACACCACUUCUUCUUGCAUCGGAAUGGGGACAUAAAUCCAGCGAGAGACGAUUGUUUUUAUUCCAGUGGCAAGUUCGUGCUUCCCAGAUGAAAGCCGAUGUCAGUAAAAGCGAUAAGGAUUUAAUGGCACAUCAAAUGUUUGAUUCAUCUCUCAAAACACACCUGCAAGGAUGUCAAAGCCAGUUGUAUUUUUCAAAUGUGCUACCACCACAGGAAUUUGAAGGAACUGCGCUAGAGUCCAAGCACAGCAAACAUUAUCAUAAAAUACUACAGAGCGAAUUAAAGAGAGAGAAGAAUUCGAAAAAGAAUGGUGCAAUAAAGAGUAAAGCAAAACGGAAAGUUAGACUCUCAUGAUGCUUCGCUAUAGAUUUUUUUACAUAUAAAUAACUACCAGUACUGUUUCAUUUACUUGCUUAUCCCGUGCCUAUAGUUAUCACUGUCAAAAAUAUUUUCUACUUUCUUAAUUACUUGAUUACCAAGAAAAGCUUACAACUGUUCAUGCAUGA
Styela clava is the source of this 1475-nucleotide messenger RNA. Its product is annotated as ankyrin repeat domain-containing protein 60-like. NCBI's taxonomy places the organism in Eukaryota, Metazoa, Chordata, Ascidiacea, Stolidobranchia, Styelidae. Gene Ontology annotation, molecular function: protein binding. The record is from RefSeq and is a predicted model, not a curated record.